UGUAGAGCGACGUUUCAAUGUAGUUCACGGUUUUAAAUUGAACGGUUCAUUUGGGAUUGCGUGCGGUAAUAAAUUCUGAAAAUUAAAUAAUCAUUCGGAAUUAAUUUGGUGAAAAAUAAACGAACUACGACAAACUUACAGAUAAGCAAAAUGCAAUAUUUUCUGUUUGGGUCUGCAUUAUGCAUCCUGACUUUCAGCAUUCGGAGUCUGAACGGCAAUAGUAUUGACAACAAGUAUCACACCUUUACGACGGCUUCGUCGGAGGAUGUAUAUACAGAACAAAAUAGCAAUUCGAUGCUCUGCAUUGACAUGAGACCUCAGACAACGCUGGACAUGGAAGAGAUUUUAGGUUUAUGGUACGGCAAUGAAAUUAUUAUGCACACACAAGGCGUCCCGGGCGUGUUUCACUACGAGAGUUGUGUGCUGAUACACUUGGCCGAUGUCACUCAACAAAUGAGAGCUCAUAUGCGUGAUUAUUCAAAGAACUACAAUAAUCGGCGUUCAAGCGGUUCGUCGUCCGUGGCGACAAGAGGAGCAACAAAUCAAUAUUAUCAGCAACAAUAUGAACACGAAAUAUCGACCACGAACUACUUGCGCUUGGUUUGGAGCGAGGGCAUUGACGAUUUGGAGUACACUUUCAAUUAUACUGAUUUGAAUCCAGGACAGUGGUUGAACGUUGGAGAACAACGUGGUUCCCUCAUGGCGAUGAAUAAGUACACACAGUUUUCAGGCACGGUGCAAGUAGUUAAGGCCGUUAGUAAUCAGUUGGUUUUAACAUUUUGCGGCAACGAUCUGAGAAGUUCCAUAUACACGAUUGUGCUAAGUCGUACACCUCAAAGUCUAAGUGAAGAGGAAUUAAGAAGCAUACGCAAUUUGUUAUCAAGACGAGGCCUGAAUACUGACACCGUAAGAAAGGUCUGCGAUUCUGCAGCAGCCCAUGUUGCCAAAAAUGUGUCGAGUGUUUUAGUAUUAAUAUGUGGUGCUGUUUUUGCACUCUGGAAGUACUUUUAAAUGUUUAUAUUUUGCUCAUGUAUUAAUUAAUUAGGAAACUAUGUAAGACUUUAAUACUACUAAAUUAAAAUUUAAAUAUCUCUCAUACCAAAUCCCAAGUACAUACUACUUCAACUUAUUUACUACCUAUUGUUAAAUACUCGUCUAUCGCACUAUAUUGAAUUGGACUGGCCAAAAUAUUACAAAUAAAAAUUUUUUUUUGAUAA
Teleopsis dalmanni is the source of this 1217-nucleotide messenger RNA. RefSeq lists its product as uncharacterized. NCBI's taxonomy places the organism in Eukaryota, Metazoa, Arthropoda, Insecta, Diptera, Diopsidae. The transcript has 4 exons. The coding region runs from base 151 to 1011 and encodes 286 amino acids. The record is from RefSeq and is a predicted model, not a curated record.